AUGUUGUAUGAUUCUAACAAAAGUUUUAGGGAUGGCAUUCGAGAGUUCGCCUGUAAGAUUUCAGAUCAAACAGAUGAAAACUCGUGGAGAUAUCGAUUUUUACAAGUUCAGUCUAAAGAUGCAACUGCAUGUUAA
Dentiscutata heterogama is the source of this 135-nucleotide messenger RNA. NCBI's taxonomy places the organism in Eukaryota, Fungi, Glomeromycota, Glomeromycetes, Diversisporales, Gigasporaceae. The record is from the annotation of a GenBank genome assembly.